Messenger RNA from Prunus armeniaca (apricot), 231 nucleotides. The record is from the annotation of a GenBank genome assembly. NCBI's taxonomy places the organism in Eukaryota, Viridiplantae, Streptophyta, Magnoliopsida, Rosales, Rosaceae.
AUGGCAACUCGGGAAGAGCUAGCAAAGCUUGGAGGGGAGGCUUUUGCCAUGCUAGACAAGUUCUAUGGCCGGCCCAGCAAGAGGCCUCCAUUUUCUCAAGACCAACCAGCUCGUGCAGGGAGACACCCAACUACUCCUCUUAGGAAUGAUCAGGCUGUUCUUAAUAGCAAGGAAGCAGCCCUGCAAUUUGACGGGAUAGAGAUAAGAGAGUACCCCAAGAUUCGCCGCUAA